Bicyclus anynana (squinting bush brown) is the source of this 1539-nucleotide messenger RNA. RefSeq names its product Krueppel homolog 1-like (gene Kr-h1). Gene Ontology annotation, biological process: regulation of transcription by RNA polymerase II. The record is from RefSeq and is a predicted model, not a curated record. The transcript has 3 exons. Bases 134 to 1243 code for a protein of 369 amino acids. NCBI's taxonomy places the organism in Eukaryota, Metazoa, Arthropoda, Insecta, Lepidoptera, Nymphalidae. Gene Ontology annotation, molecular function: DNA-binding transcription factor activity; RNA polymerase II cis-regulatory region sequence-specific DNA binding.
CAGCGAGCAGCGACUAUAAGCGGAUUCCGCAUUCAGCCGCGGACGGGCCGAGCGCGCGCGUGUCGCUGCCACGGACGCAACCUACACCAACACUGACGCCAUUGAACCGGGCGACUUGUCAUCAUCAUUCAAAAUGAUAGGCGUGGAGGAGCGCUCGCACCAGUGCAAGGAGUGCGGGCUGCGGCUGGCCACCCGCAGCGCGCUCACGGCGCACUCGCGCUCGCACCGCGAGGCGGCCGACGCGCACCGCUGCGACGUGUGCCACAAGACCUUCGCCGUGCCCGCGCGCCUCGUGCGCCACUACCGCAUCCACACCGGCGAGCGGCCCUUCAAGUGCGAGUACUGCCACAAGAUGUUCAGCGUCAAGGAGAACCUGCAGGUGCACCGCCGCAUCCACACCAAGGAGCGGCCCUACCGCUGCGGCGUGUGCGGCGCCGCCUUCGAGCACUCGGGCAAGCUGCACCGCCACGCGCGCAUCCACACGGGCGAGCGGCCGCACGCGUGCCCGCACUGCCCCAAGACCUUCAUCCAGUCGGGCCAGCUCGUCAUCCACCUGCGCACGCACACCGGCGAGAAGCCGUACCGCUGCCCCGCGCCCGGCUGCGGCAAGGGCUUCACGUGCUCCAAGCAGCUGAAGGUGCACUCGCGCACGCACACCGGCGAGCGGCCCUACACCUGCGAGAUCUGCCUGCGCGACUUCGGCUACAACCACGUGCUCAAACUGCACCGCUUCCAGCACUUCGGCGAGCGCUGCUACCGCUGCACCGUGUGCGACGGCACGUUCAACACCAAGAAGCAGAUGGAGGCGCACAUAUACAAGGAGCACGGGGCGGAGGCGCCGAGCACGCCCCCGGCGCAGUACUCGGGGCCGCUGGUCGUCAACGGGAACGUGAUGUGCGACAUCGUCGAGGCGGCGCUGCAGCAGUUGCCGCCGACGCCGCCGUCCUCGCCGCCGUCUCCCCCCUGCCCCGCGCCUUGCGCCGCCCCCUGCACCGUGCCGUGCGCCGCUCCCAAGUCAAACCAGACCCUGUCGGCGUCUCUCUCGAUCCUUUCCCUGACUCCGUCGCCGUCGCCGCCUGCGAUAAACACUUCCGUGACGAUGAUGACUCUCGCGCCCUCCUCGCUGCCCCCCCGGAAGCGCAAGCUCCUCCUCCUCCCGCACGUGGAGUCGGUCCCGGCCGAGCCGGUCGUCCGUCACACGUCCGUUAUACAGUUCGCCCCCGCGGCCGCGGGUUUCUCGUAGCAGUUUAUUAGUUCAUAAUUAGUUUACUUUGGUAAGGCUUUAUUCUAAUCAGAUGACUGUAUGAAUCUUUAGCAAAUUAGAUUUAGCGAAGCAUAGAAUGAUUGACUAUUAAUGUAGUGUGUAAGAGCUAGGUUUGUGAUGUUUUGUAUGCUGCAAUGAUGUUUUGUUUUAAUCUUGAGAAAAGACUAAAAGAUGUUCGAUGUAUUUGUGUUGUCAAUAUUAAUAGAAAUAAGUUUUGUAUUUAUCUAUCUACUGUGAGUGUAAACAUUUGUCUCAGUAAAAAUGUAAACUAUGAA